GGGGGGGUCUAUUUUUAGCCCCUGAAUGGAUCUGAGCUGGAGCCGGGCUCUCUGCCCCCGUCAAGGGGACGGCAUCAUGUUGUGCUGGGAGGGCUCUCCUGCGUGGCUCCUCGAAUGGCUCCAUCCCCGCCUGGCGCUGGGGGACAGGCAUGGAUAACUUCGAGUACAGCAUCCAGCUGAACGACCGGGAAUGGGCUGAGUUCUUCCAGGCUUCCGAGGAGUGCAGCCUGGCGCCCGCCUCGCUGGCCACGGCCGAGGAGCAGUGUCUCAGUGACAUUGAGCAAGGGGAAGCCUCGGGACGGGACGGCGAGGUCGCCUCCAGGGCGGGCAGCGAGCCAGGGCCUGGCAGGGCCAGCGCUGCCCCACGUGGGGCCGGCACCGCCCCGCGGCUGUGCCCGGAGCGUGGGCACCGCUCCGAGCCCGAGCCGCUCCCGGACAGCGGCGGCGAAGCGGGGCCGGGCUGUGCGGGCGCGAUCCCCGGUGCCAGGGCCGAGGCCGGGUGCCCGGCAGGCGCUGCCAUGCCCAGCGCCCAGCGGAGGCAGCCGCCCCCCGGGCCCUCGGCUCCGGGCGGCCCCGGGCAGGGAGCGGCCCCGGGCAGCCGGGCCCCGGAGCCCGAGCAGGGCGGGGAUGCGGCAGCGGGACGAGCCCCGCUGGCACAGCCGGCGGUGCUGGCGCAGCCGGAGGCUCCGGCAGCCUGUGCCUCCGCCGAGGGAUCGGCCGAGAAAAGCGCUGUCCCCUCGGAGCCCGGGCUGCGGGGACCCGCGGGGGACCCCCCGAGCCCGGCCCUGGGGACGGUGCCCGGGGCGGGCACGGAGCCGAGCUCGCCGGGCGGAUCCCCCAGCGUGGUGAGGCCGAAGGUGCCGGCGCAGCCGAAGAAGAGCCGCAGGCAGCGCGGAGCCACCGAGGGGGACAGGGACCCUGCGGCGGCCGCGGCACCGGGAGCCACCGGAGCCGGGAAGGCCCCUCCGGGCUCCCCGAUGUCCCCUCGGAAGGGCAAAGGGAAGGACAAGGCGGCCAAGGGAGCGCUGGUGAGGCUGGGCAGCGAGGAGGCUGCCGAGAACAAGCGGCCGGUGCCCGGCGUGGAUGGCGGCGAUGCCGGGGCUGCUCCCCCGAAGCAGAAGGGCAAGGAGCCGGGCCCGCAGUCCCCAGGGAAGGCAAAGGCCACCAAGCACCCCAAGGCAGGGCAGGCCGGUGGCUUGGGCGUACGUGACAGUGUCCCAGUGGUCCCUGGCGAUGGAGCCGCGGCUCCUCCAGCAGAGGCGUGCCAGGAGAUGCCAGGGAAGCCUCUCCAGCCCGGGAGCGCGGCAGCGUUUGGAGGGAAUGCUGCUGAGGGGGCUGGGGUGAAACCUGCAGCUGAGAUCCCUGCAGUUCCUGCAGCUGAGAUCCCUGCAGUUCCUGCAGCUGAGAUCCCUGCAAUUCCUGCAGCUGAGAUCCCUGCAAUUCCUGCAGCUGCGAUCCCUGCAGUUCCUGCAGCUGAGAUCCCCAGGAAGCCCUCAGAGAUCCCUGCAGUUCCUGCAGCUGCGAUCCCUGCAGUUCCUGCAGCUGAGAUUCCCAGGAAACCCUCAGAGAUCCCUGCAGUUCCUGCAGCUGAGAUCCCCAGGAAGCCCUCAGAGAUCCCUGCAGUUCCUGCAGCUGAGAUCCCCAGGAAGCCCUCAGAGAUCCCUGCAGUUCCUGCAGCUGAGAUCCCCAGGAAGUCUGCAGCUGAGAUUCCCAGGAAACCCUCAGAGAUCCCUGAGGUUCCUGCAGCUGGGAUCCCACGGGAGCCUGUGGCUAUGAUUCCCAGGAAACCUGUAGCUGAGAUCCCUUGGGAGCCUGCAGUUGGCAUCCCCAGGAUUCCUGCAGCUGGGAUGCCCAGGAUCCCUACGGUGGGGAUCCCUUGGGAGCCUGCAACAGGGAUCCCCAGGAGUCCUUCCGUUGAGAUCCCCAGGAUCCCUGCAGCUGAGAUCCCCAGGAUUCCUGCCAUUGAGAUCUCGUGUGAGCCUGCAGCUGGGAUCCCCUCGAUUCCUGCAGCUGGGAUCUCUUGGGGAGCUGCAGCUGAGAUCCCCAGGGGGACGAGCCCCCUGUGCUUUGCUGAUGGAGCCUCUGCCAAGCCCAGCUCUCUGGAUGUGACCUGGCCUGAGAUGUACGAAUACCUGUUCUGCGAUUCCCAGGAGGAGGAGGAGGAGCUGGGCAGCUCCGUGGAGGGGCGGAAAUCGCCCUUGCAAAGGGAAAUCUCCUGGCCCGAACUGUACGAGUAUUUUUUCAAUGAACCUGAAGGAAGCAGGAAAAAAGGCAAAGCUAAAGACAGGAAAAGAAAGAAGCCCAGCGGCUUGAACCGCCCUGGGCUGCAGAAGGAGGCUCCCAGCUCGGCUCCAGGCGAGGACUCCGUGGUUAUCCCAGUCCCUGACGUGUAUGAACACUGCUUCCCAGAGAGAGCCCACAACAGGAUGGGCUGGAGAGGGAUUUUCUCAGUGGCUCCAGCCUCCGAGGUGAGGAAAGCUGUGGGGGCUUUGAGGUCCCUGCUGCAAAGGCAAAUCCAGCUGGGAGGAGGCCAAGCCCAAACAUCCCAGGCCCUGGUGCCCAGAAGAUGCGGAGAGAAGCUCGCCCUGGUCCCGUUGGGAGGAGCCCAGGUGUGGCCAGAGGAUGCAGACAAGGCCCUGGCACUGAGAGGAGCAGCAGAGGACCCGCGGGUGCUGAGCCACAAGGACAUGUGCCUCGUCUUCUGCGCCUUCGCGUCCUGGGCGGUGAAGACAUCUGACCUGCAGGCUCCGGAUGCCUGGAAGACCAUGUUCCUGGCGAGUUUUGGCACCCUCUCGGCCAUCCGCUACUUCCGAAGGCAGGUCAGGGAAGGGCACCCCCGGACUUAACCCCUGCCGUGCCGCAGCCGCUGCCCGAGGCCGCCGGGCAGGGGCCGGGACUUUGCUCUGGACGCUGGGAGAAGGCUGGAGCCAGCAGCGAGAACUUCUCCGGCCCCAUCCCCGCCGGGCCAGGCAGCGGGAGCCUGCCGGGAACGGGAACUGACGGUAGGACAGGACAGGACAGGGCAGGGAAUGCCCCCGGUCCCUCCGCCCCGCUGCGGUCACCUGGUGACGCUCGGAGCAAGCGGGGAAGAGCUCCCGACAAAAGAGCCGGGAUAUCUGAGGAGGAGGAAGAGACGGCUUUGGGAAGAGCUGGGCUGCGGGGGGAUGGAGGGGCCGCUCCCUCGGCACAGCCCGGCGCUCCCAGCACCGGUUUGAUCGCACAUCCAGCCCCACCAGGGCUCAUCCUCUCGCAUUUCACUCCAACAAGUCCCAGCUCGGUGCAGCAGCUCGGGGAUAAGGUUUCUGUCGCACAUGGCAUGCAGGGUCUGGCCCUGGGGACACAUCCCGGGGGACAGGACGGGCAGGGGACACGGGACACGUCCCGGGGGACAGGAUGGGCAGGGGUCGCUCGGGGGACAGGACGGGCAGGGGACACGUCCCGGGGGACAGGACGGGCAGGGGACACAUCCCGGGGGACAGGACGGGCAGGGAACAGGUCCCAGGGGACAGGACGGGCAGGGGACAGGUCCCGGGGGACAGGACGGGCAGGGGACAGGUCCCGGGGGACAGGACGGGCAGGGAACAGGUCCCAGGGGACAGGACGGGCAGGGGUCGCUCGGGGGAAGGGGCAGCCGGGGGACCCUGCAGGACACGCACAGGGUGGGAAGGGCAGCACGGAAAGGGGCUGAGCUCAGGGAAUUCUCAGGAAAGAGGACAGGGGGAUGUUGGACAGGAGGGAGAAGGAUGUGGGAGGGUUUGGCUGUGCCAAUCAGCAGGGAAAGGGUCUGGAUAUUUGAUUUAUUUCCUUUUGUACCUCCCGUGCUGGGGAGACAAGGCUGGCUGGGAGAGACGUGGGCUGAGGGGGCCUGGAAUGGAAAGUGUGAGAGGAAAAUGAAACAGUUCCGUUUGCCCCUCUCCCCAGAGCCUCCAUCACCAAUCCAGGGCAUUCUUGAGGAGGAAUUUCCUUCCCUCACGGGGCUGCUACCAGCAGCAAUGUGGGAUUGAGAUGACAGAGGCUCUGGGGGCAGUCAGGGCUGCGGUGUGGGAGCUCUGCAGGAUCGCUGUGCUGUCUCUGAGCAGAGAGCAGAGGUUUCUGUCCCUGUGCUCAGAGUGCCACCAGGCUUUGAGGUGUGCAGGGGUGGGCUGGAGGCCCUGGAUUGCUGCUGACAGGGGGUACAGUGAGAUGUGGGACUGGGAGUUAGAGCUGGACGGGCUCUGCAUGGGCUGGAGCAGCUGAACACCCACCGAGAGGGGUUCUGCGGAGGAGGAGAACACAGGGAAUGUGCUGGAAGCUUCUAAUAAAGUUCUGUCUCAUUUACUA
Poecile atricapillus (Black-capped chickadee) is the source of this 4320-nucleotide messenger RNA. It is a transcript of the gene PERM1, whose product is annotated as PPARGC1 and ESRR induced regulator, muscle 1. Gene Ontology annotation, biological process: regulation of DNA-templated transcription; response to muscle activity. Gene Ontology annotation, cellular component: nucleus; cytoplasm. The transcript is spliced from 6 exons. Bases 150 to 2846 code for a protein of 898 amino acids. The record is from RefSeq and is a predicted model, not a curated record. NCBI's taxonomy places the organism in Eukaryota, Metazoa, Chordata, Aves, Passeriformes, Paridae.